Molecule: messenger RNA, 1632 nt
Organism: Dioscorea cayenensis subsp. rotundata (Guinea yam)
Lineage: Eukaryota; Viridiplantae; Streptophyta; Magnoliopsida; Dioscoreales; Dioscoreaceae
Source: RefSeq, a predicted model, not a curated record
CAUCUGACCAGAACCAGGUCCAGUGGCAGUCUUGUAAUUAGAUCGAAGUUCAAGGGUAGUAACGUAAAAUGGAUGGAUCACCAUCUUCUAUAAACCCCUUCGUCUCCCUCGUCUUUUCACCAUCGUUCCCCGCGGAUCAAACACUGAGAAAAAAAAGCGAAAAAAAUUCGAAAAAGAAAAGGAAAAAAACCCUAGAGAAAAGCCAUGGAGGUUGAAAACCCUAGCAAUGGCGGCGAGAUCGAAGGAUCAAGUAGUGGGUUUGAAGUCGAUAGCUGUUGCUCCACUCCUUAUGUGAGUGCUCCUUCGUCUCCGGGUCGUGGCCCCGUUCCAAGCUACUUCUUCAGCGCUCCAGCUAGCCCCAUGCACUACGUGCUCGCAUCCACGGCCUUCUCGUCGUCUACGUCGUCAUCCGUUGCCGGUGAGGGGGAGGCGGAGGCGUCCAUUUCUGGUAGCUUUGAGUUUGAGUUCUCAGCCCGGGGAUCGAUGAUCUCGGCCGAUGAGAUCUUUCUCAAUGGCCAGAUCCGACCCAUGCGGCUCGCAUCCCACCUUCAGCGACCACAAGCCUUGGCGCCGCUCAUCGACGGUGACGAAGACGACGAUGAGGACGAUCACCAACGAGAUGGCGUAGAGGCCGAUGUUAGAGGACGGGAUCUGAGGCUGCGGAGUGGAUCCGUCCACCGGCGACCUAGAUCCAUGUCACCACUCCGCAACUCGAGGUUCCAGUGGGUGGAGGACGAGGACGAGCAAGCGGGAGGGGGAGCGGAUCUCGAAACGGAUCCAGAUCUGAAGCAGAUCGAGAUCGAGAUCGAGACGAUGACGCCUUCCUCCGCCUCAGCAUCGUCAUCGAGGUCCUCAUCCUCUGGCCGGAACUCGAAGCGAUGGAUCUUUCUCAAAGACCUCCUUUAUCGCAGCAAAAGCGAAGGCCGUGGGAAGGAGAAGGAGAAGUUCUGGCACUCGAUCUCCUUCUCAUCAUCAUCAUCAUCAUCAUCAUCAUCGAAGGAGAAAGACAAAUCCAAGCCCCCAACUCCCUCUCCUCCUUCUCCAUCCUCCGACAAGCCAAAACCCAACAAGCCGGCGACGAAGAAGACGGCCACCGCUUCCCGCCGGCCCUCGGCGCAUGAGAGGCUUUACACCUCGAACCGUGCGGUGUCGGAGGACAUGCGCCGGCGAACGUUCCUCCCUUAUCGGCAAGGCUUGCUCGGCUGCCUUGGCUUCAGCUCCCGUGGCUACGGCGCCGUCUCCGGCCUCGCCAAAACCCUAAAUCCCGUUUCAUCGAGGUAAUUUUCCACAAUUAAUUAUUAGCGAAAAUUAUAUUAAAUUCCAAAAAAAUUCAAAAAAAAAAUGAAAAAGAAAAAGAAAACCAUGUUUUUGUAUAUAUCCCUUUAUUUAUCUCUGAAAAAAAAAUAACAAAAAAAUCACUUUUUUUUUAAAAAAAAAUUAUUAGUGAAACAAAAAAAUGCUUUUGUAUCUGGGUGGUGUAUAGUGUGGUAGUUAUAUUAAUAACGUUUGGUUAUUUGUCAUAAUCUUUGAAUAAUUUGAAAUUAGAGAAAAGGACGUGCGAGGCACGUGAUGUGCCUGGAUUGUGGGUGUCCAUUUGUCCCACAUAUGGAUGAGAAUGGUGAAAGUAUAUGG